ACACAUGACAUGCACAAGAAGAAAAUUAAAUGGCAGUGUUGGAAGCCAAGAUUGUUGUGAGUGCAUCAUCCGAUGAUGAUGUUUUCGAGACAGGAAAAUUUGUGGUGACGACGAUAACUGUGAAAACUUCAGAUGCCUCGAGACCACCUACGGAACUGUUCAUUGUUGCUCCUCUCGAGAAGGGCACAUACCCUCUGCUGCUCUUCUGCCAUGGUUUUCUGUUUGGUAACAAUUGGUACUCCAACCUCCUCGGCCACAUUGCUUCCCAUGGCUACAUAGUUGUUGCUCCUCAGUUCUAUGGAUUCAUACCCAUUUCCAUGGCUGAGGAAGUGAGGAGAGCAGCCCAAGUGACAGAGUGGCUAACCACAGGCCUCCCUCUUGUGCUUCCUGAAAAGGUCAAUCCCGACAUCGACAAUCUUGCUCUUGCAGGCCACAGUAGAGGUGGCAAGACUGCUUUUGCCUUGGCACUGGGGAGAACAGAACAAAAAUCCCGCAAAAAAAAAGCACAGUCAAUAAGGGACGUCGUCAUCGACGUCGACGUCUCUCAACCCUCCAAAUUCAAGGCAGUAAUAGGAGUAGACCCGGUGGCUGGCUCUUCCCCGUCGGAUCGCCCCCCACCCCAGAUCCUUGAAUACAUCCCUCGAUGCUUCAACAUGUCGAUCCCUGUGGCCGUGAUUGGCACCGGAUAUGGCAACCAAUCAGUAGGCAUCUUGCGGCCUCCUUGUGCCCCGGACGGCGUUAACCACUCGGAGUUCUUUAAUGAGAGCAAACCACCAGUAUGCUACUUUCUUGCCAAGGAUUAUGGUCAUUGCGACAUGCUGGAUGAUUGGUACGCAAAUAUGAUGAGUUAUGUGUGCAAGAGUGGUAAGGGGCCCAAGGAUCUUAUGAGGAAGAGCAUCGGAGGUAUUGUGGUUGCAGUCCUCAAAUCUUAUUUGGGAGGUAGUGAUGACGCUCUCAAUGCCAUUGUCCAUGAUCCCACUACUGCUCCUACAACGCUUGAUCCCGUCAUUUAUGUCAAAGAAUGAAAUAGCAAGUCGUGUUUUUAUGCUAAAAAAUGUUCAACUUUUGAGUAAUAAAGUUGUUGGCCAAGUGACUGGCCUCGCCCUCUGAAUGUAGUGUAGUUCGUAUCGGUAUUUGUAUUUUCUCUCUUCUAUUUGUGGUCAGAAUAAAUUGUAAUGCGUUUGCUCAGAUGCCGAAUGAACUUAAAGGAAAAAUCCAUCCUUGUGUCUGAUUA
This is a messenger RNA of Sesamum indicum (sesame), 1234 nucleotides long. RefSeq names its product chlorophyllase-1. Lineage: Eukaryota; Viridiplantae; Streptophyta; Magnoliopsida; Lamiales; Pedaliaceae. Gene Ontology annotation, biological process: chlorophyll catabolic process. Gene Ontology annotation, molecular function: chlorophyllase activity. The record is from RefSeq and is a predicted model, not a curated record.